GAGAGAGAUAUGAAACUGGUGUCACAUUCACCAGCCAACAAACCUUAUCCAUGGAGAGUGAGAAAGGCACCUCGAGUUUUUGUGCACAACAGAUCUUAGUUUAACUGCACGGGACAGACUAUAGUUGGAUAAUAAUAUUAGGGUUAGGCUAUUCAGUUGAUUUAUACAAAGUAGCCUAAUCAUGCAGUACCAACACACUGCGUCUUCGUCAUUGGGUGUUCCUCUUUACGCACCGACCCCAAUUCAGCCCGUUCAUCCAACUCCUUUCUACAUCGAAGACAUACUGGGGAGAAAUGGGACCCCAACACCUUCUGCCGCGAUCCCCACGCCGACUCUUCCGUCGCCGAAUUCAUCCUUCACCAGUUUGGUCUCUCCGUACCGGACCCCCAUCUAUGAACCCACGCCGAUCCACCCCGCUUUCUCUCACCACCCGGCGCUGACGUCCACGUAUUCCUCCGGGGCUUUCGCUAAUUCUCUCUAUCCAUUCCAUCGCUCUAUGGGGGACUAUACUCACGCUCUGAUCAGGCACGAUCCACUUGGUAAACCACUGUUAUGGACCCCAUUCAUUCAGCGCCCACUUCACAAAAGAAAAGGAGGACAGGUCCGAUUCUCCAACGAUCAGACGAUAGAGCUGGAAAAGAAGUUUGAGACACAGAAAUAUCUUUCACCUCCUGAACGAAAACGACUGGCUAAAAUGUUACAACUAAGCGAAAGACAGGUGAAGACGUGGUUCCAAAAUCGACGGGCGAAGUGGAGGCGACUGAAACAGGAGAACCCUGCGGGCAGUAAGAGAGAUCUGGAGGAUGAGGGUACUGGAAGAAACUGUGAGGAUGGACCAGAAUCAGGUGUGAGUCGGGACUUGGACCAAAGAUGUUCGGAAGUAACACACACUAACAGUCGGUCGCAGUGUUCCACAUCCCCUUUAUCACAAGGAGAAAUAGAGUCAGACAUUUCAGACGAUACAGACCAAGAGCUGGACAUAGAGGACGACAUAGAGUUCCCACUUAAUCCACAGAUAUGAAAUCGUGGUCAUGGUUAUAGUUCGAUCUGGACAUUAUCCCGCUGGGAAACAACCGUCUGACUGCUUCUAAACGUGGUUGUGUCUUUCAGGGGAAAUAUAUUUGUUUUGUAUAUAAUGUGAAGGCCUAUCUGUAUAUUUUUUUCGAUGUUAUAUUGACGUCAUUACGAGUAAAACAUUUACAUUAACUGGACAAUAAAUAUUGAUGUCAGCCACAACAAUGCAUUUUGGAUGAGCAUUUCAGUUAUUAGAUCUAUACUCCCUUUGGUUGUGGUUAAAAGCGUUUUUAUCUAGUUGGAUUUGCUGAUCAGAAUGUAUAACAUUUACACAUGUAUUCUAAGCUCAGUGUAUUUGUUUUGAUUACUAAUAAAACAUAUUUUGUGAUAAAAUAA
Esox lucius (northern pike) is the source of this 1410-nucleotide messenger RNA. It is a transcript of the gene hhex, whose product is annotated as hematopoietically expressed homeobox. Lineage: Eukaryota; Metazoa; Chordata; Actinopteri; Esociformes; Esocidae. Gene Ontology annotation, biological process: regulation of transcription by RNA polymerase II; cell differentiation. Gene Ontology annotation, molecular function: RNA polymerase II cis-regulatory region sequence-specific DNA binding; DNA-binding transcription factor activity, RNA polymerase II-specific. The record is from RefSeq and is a predicted model, not a curated record. The coding region runs from base 182 to 1021 and encodes 279 amino acids. The transcript is spliced from 4 exons.